Messenger RNA from Tripterygium wilfordii, 3842 nucleotides. RefSeq lists its product as uncharacterized. The record is from RefSeq and is a predicted model, not a curated record. Gene Ontology annotation, cellular component: AP-type membrane coat adaptor complex. Gene Ontology annotation, biological process: endosomal transport. NCBI's taxonomy places the organism in Eukaryota, Viridiplantae, Streptophyta, Magnoliopsida, Celastrales, Celastraceae. The coding region runs from base 181 to 3549 and encodes 1122 amino acids. The transcript has 3 exons.
AUUAGGGACAAAAACGAAAAUACACGAAAGAGUGUGGUAAUAGAGCAACUAUAAUAGAAUAUUGAGGAGUAUAAUUAAAUAUUACAAAAUCAAAACGGCACAACGUAUUACUGUUAACCGCUCGCCGAUCCUCUACCAACUCGAACGGUAUCGUUUGAUGGCAUCAGAUCAGACUCGAUCAUGACAGAUAAGCCACCGCCUCCGAAGCCAGCGACUCCGCUCGACUGGGAGGUAUUGAUUGACGAUUUCCAGCACGGCGGCGCACGUCUCCACCGAUGGACGUCACACCAUCCGAUCCCAUCCCUCCUAGACCUUGCCUUCUCCAAUCUCCUCAAGAAGGACUUCUCCUUCAAGCUCCCGCUCCUUCUCUUCCUCGAAGAGUUCUCCUUCAUUCUCUUCACUCCAGAUCACGAGUCUUCCCUGGACCGCCUCCUCGACGUUCUCCGCUCCGUCGUCCAGUCCCCGCCGGACGUUGGCAACUUCACCUAUGCCUUCAAAGAGCAGAUGCUGGUUUCUACUACUUCGAUUUUCAUUUCUAUCGACGCGCUCUAUCAGUUCCCGCCGCGGUAUGUUGAGAGUUUGGUGGAGUUGUUGUUGUCUGUAGUUAAUCGUCCCAGCUAUGGACCGGACCGCCAAACUCGGGCGAUGGGAUGCGAGUGCUUGCGCGAGUUGGAGAAGUGUUACCCUUGCUUGCUUUCGGAGGUAGGCAGUCAUUUGUGGAGCAUGUGUCAAAACGAGAGAACUCACGCUUCUCAGUGUUAUCUAUUGUUAUUUAGUACGGUUGUUUAUAAUAUUGUAGAUCAGAGAUUGGGUGUCUCGAUUUUGAAUACUUCCGUCCCUUUGGUUCCCUUUAAUGUGCCGCAGUGGUUUUUGGGUUCUAGUACAGAGGUUUCGAGUUCAGGGUUGAAUUAUAAAGAGUUGAGGAGGGCGAUGUCCUUUUUGUUGGAAUCGCCGCAGGUGUUGACGCCCUGUGGGGUGAUGGAGUUCAUGGGGAUGAUAGUGCCUUUGGCCAUAACUUUGGAAUUGCAGGUGUCAAUGUUGAGGGUUCAGUUCUUUGGUAUGAUAUAUUCAUUUGAUCCAUUACUGUGUCAUGUUGUGUUGAUGAUGUAUUCACAGUUGUUUGAGACCCUCGACGGGCAAGAAGGAGAGGUUAUGCGGAGACUUGUAUUGAUUUCAAGGGAUACACAGUUACAUUUGGUAUUUCGCUUGCUUUCCCUUCAUUGGCUGUUGGGUUUGUUGAAUAGGUUGAUGUUGGGGAGAGAGGUAGGGAAGAAUAACUUGGUUGCUGAAACGGGUUUGAAAUGUUAUCCACUUGUGUUUGACCCGCUGGCGCUGAAAGCUUUGAAGCUUGACUUACUUGCAUUUUGUUCCUUGUUUCUUGAUGGUUCGAAGUCUGAAAGUGGCAAUGGUGAUGAUGUGGUUGCUGGGAAAUCUAUUGUGGAACUGUUUGAAGAUGGCCUUCUCUCUGUUUCAGCUUUCAAAUGGUUGCCUUCAUGGAGCACGGAAACUGCAGUGGCAUUCCGUACUUUCCAUAAGUUUUUGAUAGGCUCAUCAUCUCAUUCAGACACUGAUCCUUCCACCACUAGAGCUCUGAUGGAGUCCACUAUCUUCCGUGCCUCGCAGGGGAUGCUGGUGGAUCUGACAUUGGAGUUUCGAAGACUGGUACCUGUGGUAGUUGCCUUCAUUGAUCGCUUGCUAUGCUGCCAAAAACAUCUGUGGUUGGGAGAGCGUCUGCUACAGAUAAUUGGUGCGCAUAUGCUCCCAAAAGUUAGAAUAGACUAUAAGUUAGUUUCGUACUUCCCAAUAUUUGAUAGAAUUGCCGAAAAUGAUACAAUUCCUCCGCGUGGAUUAUUGGAGCUGCUUACCAAGUUGAUGGCUUUUCUUGUUGAGAAACAUGGUCCAGAUACUGGACUUAGAUCUUGGUCUCAGGGGAGUAGGGUUCUUGGCAUCUGCAGAACCAUGCUGAUGCACCACCAUAACUCUAGAUUGUUUGUUGGUUUAUCUCGCCUCCUUGCUUUCAGUUGCCUAUACUUCCCUGAUUUGGAGGUCCGUGAUAAUGCCAGGAUAUACUUGCGAAUGUUGAUAUGUGUUCCUGGAUUAAAGCUAAGAGGCAUAUUGAAUCUAGGGGAGCAACUCCUUGGCAUUGCCCCAUCUACUCAUUCCAGUUCAUUCUUCAAUCUUCAGUCUCCUCGACAUUAUAACAAUCUCAAGAAAUCUAGGAACAUCUCAUCCUAUGUUCAUCUUGAGCGGGUAAUACCACUCCUUGUCAAACAAUCUUGGUCUUUAUCUUUAUCACCUUUGGGUAAUGGGAGUGACAAAUCUAAUUAUCCAGAGAGUAUAAGAGAUGCUGAACCCCAACUUUGUCAAGAGGAACUUGAUGAUGGUGCUAAUUUUCAGACAAUGUUAGAUACUAAAAGAAUUGAUUCGCCACAGGAACCCUUGCGUGUAAUGGAUUCCAAAAACUGUGAGAUCUUAGCGACAUUAAGAAGGCACUUUACAUGUAUUCCUGACUUUAGACAUAUGCCAGGGCUUAAGGUUAGAAUACCUUCCAGAUUGAGAUUUGAAUCUGUGCCUUUUAAUCGACUAUGGGGAGGUGAUGCUCAUACGAGUACAUUGGAUGGAAUUGACACCCUUCCUGCCAUAUAUGCAACUGUGCUCAAAUUUUCAUCCUCGGCACCAUAUGGGUCCAUUCCUUCAUAUCGUAUUCCUUUUCUUUUAGGUGAACCUCCAAGAAAAGAUUACUUUUCUGGCCAGACAGGUUCCCUGGACAUUGUUCCCGUAGAAAAUGGCUUAGAAGAAGAGGAAAGCUUCAGAGCCCAUGUAUCUAUUGAUAUGGAACCACGAGAACCAAUGCCUGGUUUACUUGAUGUUUUCAUUGAAGCCAAUACAGAAAAUGGUCAGAUCAUCCAUGGUCAGCUGCAGAGUAUCACAGUAGGCAUAGAGGAUAUGUUUCUCAAAGCCAUUGUCCCAUCUGAUGUCCCCCAUGAUGCAAUACCUGUUUACUAUUCAGACUUGUUUGGUGCACUGUGGGAGGCAUGUAGUGCUCCUUCCACUACAGGUCGGGAGACAUUUCCGCUAAAAGGAGGCAAGGCGGUAGCAGCAAUCAGUGGGACCCAAUCUGUUAAGUUGCUCGAGGUCCAUGCGGACUCCGUGAUCAGGGCUACUGAGCGCUAUUUGGCACCCUUUGUCGUUAGUGUGAUUGGUGAACAGCUUGUUAAUAUGGUAAAGGAUGGGGACGUCAUUACAGACGUAAUUUGGAAAGAGGUGACAAUGGACUCUCUUCUUGAUAGUACUGCGUCAGUUGUUGGCAUUAAUAGAGGCCCACUUCAUCUUACUUACAUCGAUGAUGAGGAUGAGAGAGACAGUCAGGUCAAUUUUGGUAAUAAAAACAUGGGUUCCUUUCUUGUUUUGAUAUUUCUUCCACCUAGAUUUCAUCUUCUUUUCCAGAUGGAAGUAGGUGAUACUUCAACUUUAGUACGCAUUAGAACUGAUCACUGGCCGUGCUUAGCUUACAUUGACGACUAUCUGGAAGCUUUGUUUUUGGCAUAGAAUCAGUUGUUUUUUUUUUUGUCCCUGUACUUCUAGUUAGAGGUUGUAUCCUCGACUAAAUUCUGCUUUUCCUGCUGCUCAUGCCAUUGUUGUUUUGUUGGCAGCAUAUUCUUUCCCCAUUUUGUUUCUUGGGGAGGCAGGGUAAUUUUUUUAUUCGCCCACAAUAAACCCUUCUGUAUAUACCUUAGCAGUGAGUUCAUUCUUCUUGUAUUUGAUCGUGUAACAGAAAGUAAAUGCCUUCUUUUUGGCCAUUUUGCGAUUGAUAAGGAGCAAAGCAAGGUCUUGUUUUUUCA